CUCAUUUUAGGUUUGACAACGUCAAAAUCUUUUUCUUUGAAUCAUAUAUAUAUAAAGGUUAUCUUUGAAGAAAUAACAAUAAGUGAGAAUCAAUAUGGAAUUUCUGUCUACUAAUAUGGAUAUAGAAGUGCUGAGUUUGUGAUGUACCUUACAAUAUAUAUAUAUACAACUAUAACGCAUCAACAAAGAGGAAAUGCAACAUGAAUAAUUUGUUAUUACCGUCGGUAUUAACUUAUAUCUUGAUUAUGAUUUGCGAGUUGGUAGAAGUAGGAUCUGCUCCAUCGAAUUACUGGACGAAUAUUGAUGGAUGCCUAUCUGGAUACAAUGACGUAAUUUACGACAACAUUAAUUCCCUAGAAGAAUGCAAACAGCUAUGUAUGGAGGAAACCUCUAUCGUAUGCUGGUCAGUGGAGUAUGGACCGGAAGGGGGCUCUCAUUCAAAAAAGUGUCAGCUCUCCAUUGAGUAUUCCGCGACUGUCACAGUUACAAAACCAUGUGGUAGUUAUGUAUUAUACUCAGAAAGGAUAACACUAGUUAGACGGAAGGAAGCGAGUGCUUACCUGCGCCGUGAAGGACAAAAGCUUGGAAACCACAUUUUGGAUAUAAGAUCGUGUAGCUCACGUCUCAAAUGUACAAAAUUUUGCAGCACUUACUUCGACUGUGCUGCUUACAACUUCAACCAAAACAAUGUCGUCGACAAUUGUGAAUUAUUAACUCAAAAGAUGGACGUCUCGGCCCAAAGCGACAUGGUUGAGGAUGAAAAGUGGAACUAUUAUGAGAUAACGAACCGUAUAUGGCAAUAGGAAGCACUACACACAGUCAAAAAUUGUUGCUUACCUCAUAUUUUUGUAUUUCCAUUGUCUUAAUGACGAACUCAAUUGUUAAACGUUAUCCGUUUUUAGUAUUUAGUUUAUUUGUUGUCUUAUUCAUGAACCCUGUCUUUAAAUAAUGCAAAACGGUUCCAAUGUUUUCAACGUAUUUAUUAAACUAAAAACGCUGGGUUUUUACAUGAACAUGAAAACUUUUAUAAACUGUUAUGAUACUUGCAGACAAGAACCAU
Messenger RNA from Owenia fusiformis, 1060 nucleotides. The record is from the annotation of a GenBank genome assembly. NCBI's taxonomy places the organism in Eukaryota, Metazoa, Annelida, Polychaeta, Sabellida, Oweniidae.